Hevea brasiliensis (rubber tree) is the source of this 2606-nucleotide messenger RNA. RefSeq names its product cellulose synthase-like protein G3. Gene Ontology annotation, cellular component: trans-Golgi network; plasma membrane. The record is from RefSeq and is a predicted model, not a curated record. Gene Ontology annotation, biological process: plant-type primary cell wall biogenesis; cellulose biosynthetic process. The coding region runs from base 139 to 2355 and encodes 738 amino acids. Gene Ontology annotation, molecular function: cellulose synthase (UDP-forming) activity; mannan synthase activity. The transcript has 6 exons. Lineage: Eukaryota; Viridiplantae; Streptophyta; Magnoliopsida; Malpighiales; Euphorbiaceae.
CUGCAAGAGAUUUCUACCUUUGCUUCCAAUUUCAGGUGGUGAAUUUCAAUGCCCCCAAGAUAAUGGGCUUAACUUGUCUUUGGACUUCGCAACUAUAUAUAUAUUUCAACGUGACUGACGCCUCUACUGCAAGAAAACAUGGAGGGUCUGAGAGAGAGCAGCACCACCGCCAAUGCUCCACCGCUUCAUACGGUGCAGCUAAUGCGUCGAGUGCCUUUUAAUCUUGUGUUUGCCCUAGUUUACAGUGUUGCUAUCUUAGCCCUGUUUUAUCUCCAUGCAAGAAAUCUUUACUACUCAACAUCUUUAGUCUCCGUGUUUAUAACCCUUUCUUUAUUGAUCUCCGAUCUUGCUCUUGCUUUCAUGUGGACAACAGCUCAGGCUUUGCACCUGCGCCAAGUCCGUCGCAAACAAUUCCCAGAAAACCUCAACAAGGUCAUUGAAAGAAAUGAUUAUCCAUCUAUUGAUGUGUUUAUAUGCACUGCGGAUCCAUACAAGGAGCCGCCUGUUAGUGUAGUGAACACAGCCUUGUCGGUGAUGGCUUACGAUUAUCCAAGGGAGAAACUUUCGGUGUAUGUAUCGGAUGAUGGUGGCUCCGCACUUACCCUUUUCGCUUUCAUGGAGGCUGCUAAGUUUGCAAGCCACUGGCUACCAUUUUGCAGCAAAAACAACAUAAAAGAGAGGAACCCUAAAGCUUUUUUCGAAUCGAACUACUACUCUUCUCCGGAGACUGAGAUCAUUAAGACAAUGUAUGAAUGCAUGAAAGGAAGAGUGGAAAAUGUUGUGGAGAGAGGAAAAGUAGAAGAUGAGUACAUCACUAGCGAUAAAGAACGCGAGGUUUUCAGCAAGUGGACUGACAAAUUCACUCGCCAAAAUCAUCCCACUGUGAUCCAGGUUUUUUUAGACAACAGUAAGGACAAGGACAUUGCAGGCCAUCAUCUGCCAAACCUGGUUUAUUUGUCUAGAGAAAAAAGAAAGGUUUGUCAACACCAUUUCAAAGCCGGUGCCCUUAAUGCCUUGAUUCGGGUGUCGGCUGUCAUGACCAAUGCACCAAUAAUCUUGAGUUUGGACUGCGAUACAUACUCAAAUGACCCACAAACACCUGAGCGUAUAUUAUGUUAUUUCUGGGAUCCUGAAGUUAGGGCCACAUGUGGGUUCAUUCAAUUUCCUCAGCUUUUCAAAGGGUUGAACAAGACUGACAUUUAUGCUGGUCAAUUUAAACGUUUGUUCCAAAUUCACCCUUCUGGUUUUGAUGGGCUAAUGGGUGGAAACUUUUAUGGGACUGGAGGCUUCUUUUCCCGGAGAGUGUUCUUUGGAACCCCAUCAACUAUGCUCACACCAGAACUACCUCAACUUAACCCAUAUUAUGUUGUGAACAAGCCCACUCAAUCUCAAGAGAUCUUGGCUUUGGCACAUCAAGUUGCUGGUUGCCAUUUUGAGAAGGAUACGGACUGGGGCAUUAAGAAAGGGUUCAGGUAUGGAUCUCUAGUCGAAGACACCUAUACAAGCUAUAGGCUACAUUGUGAAGGGUGGAGAUCUGUAUUUUGCAAUCCUGAGAGGCCUGCAUUUUAUGGAGAAGCACCAAUUAGCUUGACGGAUGUGAUGAACCAACAAAGGAGGUGGGUUGUUGGGCUUCUAGAGAUGGUCUUCUCUAAAUACAGCCCACUAACCUUCGGGCUUAGGCACAAUGGGCUCAUGAGCCAUGGAUAUUCACAGCUUGGGUUCUGGGCCAUCUGGUCUAUUCCAAUUACCAUAUAUGCCUUCCUCCCCCAGCUAGCCCUCCUGAACAAUCUUUCCAUCUUCCCACAGGUUAAAUCACCAUGGUUUCUCCUGUACGCAUUCAUUUUCCUAGGGGCCUAUAUACAGGAUCUCAUAGAUUUUGUAUUGGCUAAUGGAACAGUACACAUGUGGUGGAAUGAUCAAAGAAUGUGGAAUAUAAGAGGACUAUCAAGUUUCAUGUUUGGGUUCGUUGAGUUCAUCCUAAAUUCAUUAGGAAUAUCCACAAGUGGGUUCAACGUGACCAGCAAAGCAGUUGAUGAUGAACUAAGCAAAAGAUACGAGCAAGGGUUGUUUGAGUUUGGAGUAGCAUCACCCAUGUUUGUGCCCUUAGUAAUGGCAGCUCUAAUGAACUUGGUCUCAUUUGCUUGGGGUUUAUCUGAAAUUGUGAAGGGCGGGAGGAACAUGGAGGGACUAGCUAUCCAAAUAUUCUUAUCGGCAUUCGCAGUAGCGAACAGUUGGCCAGUCUAUGAAGCCAUGGUCUUAAGAAGUGAUAAUGGAAAAAUGCCAGCCAAGACCUGUGUGAUUGGAACAGCUUUGACAUGGGUUAUCUACGUUGCUGGUUCUUUCAUUCUCAAGUGAGGACAUGGCUGGUUAGGUUUCAUUUGCUUCUUAUUUAUUGAUCCACACACAAUUCUUGAGACAUACAAUUCUUGAGAAAUCUAUCCUAGACUUAGCCGCAGGUUGUAUUGUGAUCCAUUAUAUAAAAUCAAAUAGCCUCUCUUAGUCUUAACUAAGAGGAAUAGGCUUAAUCUAGCAAUAAAUCAAGGACCCUUUUGUAAAAUCAUCGUGCAUGACGACAAUAAAGUAUCAUAAAAUUAACUUUUAUUAAA